UAUCUAUUUGAUGUAUCUCCCUUGAUGAGCCAGCAUCAUGACGUCCCAUCUUGUUCUCCUAGUGCCCUUGUGUGUUCUUUCAACAGUUUCGGUGAAAGGUGCUUCUGAAGGUUUGGAUUUCGGCAAAGGGACCCAUGUCCUUGGGAAGUUUUUCAUACACUACUUGAACACGCAGCCUGAAGACAUAAAGUUGAGUGAAGGGGUUCAUUUGGUGUCUAUCAAGAGUGACCACAAUGCGAGGUCAUUGAAUAAGGAUAAAACUGUGUUGGGUGCUAUUGAGAACUAUCUGCAGAGCCAUGAAAUAAGGAUUAAGCUGCCUGAGCUGAUGCCUGGAGAGGAGUUUGGAAGGUCUUUCAAGGAAGCCAUCGAGGAUAUUGAUGAGAGUAAUGAAGUUGUCACCGGCAGAAGGAGGGGAGGCAACGGAGGAGGUGGAGGAGGUGGAAUGGGCGGUGGAGUGAUGGUAAUGGGGGUAAUGAUGGGUAAACUCCUAGCAACUCUUGGUCUUGGUGGGGUGGCUCUUAUAGCGAAGAAAGCUCUCUUCGUCUCCGUCCUAGCCUUGACACUGUCUGCUAUUAUCGGCAUCAAGAAGCUUGUCCACUCGGAUGAUCAUCACGAGGGCCACACAGUCAUCCAUGCGGCACACCAUGGUCAUGGUCAUGAUCUGCAUGACUACAGAAGGAAAAGAGAUGUUGAUCAGUUGGCUUACAGGGCUUGGAAAGAGUUCAAGUAGUGUGAGUCAGUUGAUACAAUGUGGUUGAUUCCGAAAAUGACUUUGGUUUUGUUGACGGGACCAAAAAUACCGGAACUGUCGAAAAAUUUGAUCAAAAUUUAAUUAUUAUUCGUUUAACAUCUGCAUAUUGCUGAUGGUUUCUUCUAACUCAUAAUUGGUAGAUAUUCUCCCAAUUAUUGGAAGAAGUUCAAAAUUAAAUCGUAUUGACUCAAUGCUUAAUCAUUUUAAUUUGCGUUAGAAUUUUGUGAUUUCGAUUAGGUUAUAGAAAAAAAAAUUUUUGAGGUGUUGAUUGAGUUUUAUAAACCUCUCAAGACAAUUUGAGUACCUACGCAUUGUAGGAACGCUAGCUCCAAAUAGUAAUUUCUCAAUAUUAUAUUCAAACGUUAUUGAGGACGACAAAACCACUGUCAAUUUCAGUUAUUAUUUAUUUUAUUUAUUGUUUGUUUGUACUCUCAUAUCAUGUUCUGUAUAUAUCAUUCAUCAAAAAUAAAUUUCUUUGUUCAA
Harmonia axyridis is the source of this 1234-nucleotide messenger RNA. RefSeq lists its product as uncharacterized. Bases 38 to 730 code for a protein of 230 amino acids. Lineage: Eukaryota; Metazoa; Arthropoda; Insecta; Coleoptera; Coccinellidae. The transcript is spliced from 2 exons. The record is from RefSeq and is a predicted model, not a curated record.